This is a messenger RNA of Penaeus chinensis, 3155 nucleotides long. RefSeq lists its product as uncharacterized. The transcript is spliced from 7 exons. Lineage: Eukaryota; Metazoa; Arthropoda; Malacostraca; Decapoda; Penaeidae. The record is from RefSeq and is a predicted model, not a curated record. The coding region runs from base 1 to 1713 and encodes 570 amino acids.
AUGUCCAGCUCGCACUCGUCUGGGUCGUCCAGCGGGCGGCUCUCGGGGGCGUCGCCCCAUCCGCCGCCCAUGCUUGGCGCCUCCCUAACCCCCAAGAGCCUCCUCAAACGAUGCAAGCUACCCACUGCGGCUCACCUCCACACGCCCGCCGCGCCCACGGGCCUGGACCUCUCACGCCCACUCCUGCUCUACCAGAACUACACGUCAACCAAGGUCCGCGGCGUGUCCCUCCGGCCGGGUCACGACGGCGCCCUCACCCCCGUCGGCCCGGCCAUCGUCAUCCCAGACUCCUACACAGGCUGGUUCGCCAUCGUGACGAGCGAGGGCCACACAGCGCCCUUCUUCUCGUCGGUGGAGCAGGUCGCCACCAGCAAGGUCUCCUUCUUCCUCACCAGAUACGACGUGCCCGCCUACACCAACCUCAAGGAUGAAAACGGGCGCAUGACGUACCAGAAAACGGCGGUCCAAAGCGGCCACGUGCUAAAGCUGCUGGGCAUCUUCGAGGACCUCAAUGCCCGGAGAACCAACAGCUCAGGACGAGGGCGCGAUGCCGGCCCCGUCUAUGUGUGUGAUAAAUAUGCACAGUGCCUCAACUAUAGAAACGAGGUGGUGUUCCUUCCGUUCUCGGCGUCGGGGCGCUUCUACACGACGGCGCACAAGACGAGCAAGAACCCCAACCACGUGUACCUAAUGGCACACAUCCUCAAGAACCACAAGCUGCCCCUCACCGUCAGGCUCGUGUGCGGCUACAUGCCCCGCGUCCCGUGCAACUUCACCGGAGUGCUGCGACUGGAGGAGGCGGAGAAGGAGGCUGUGAUCCUCGCGUGCACGAUGACCAACGAGGCUCGAGCGACCCUGUUCGAGAUCGACGUGGCGUCCAACUUCGUCCUGACGCCCGUGAAGGACCCGCUGUUCCCCAAGUCGCCCAUCUUCCUCAAGACCGUCUCCUACUGCGACGACGAGGCUGAGCCGUGGCGGCGACAGAUCAAGGUCACGCAUCACGUGACCGAGAAGAGGUCGCGGUCCCUGAGCCGCUCGCUGAGCGACAAGUUCGUGGAGCAGCCGCGGCCGGCCGGCUUCGCCUUCCUGGCCGACGUCGAGAAGAGGAAGAACCGCGGCCGAGAGAAGUCGCGGGACCGCCUGGCCGUCCGCCUCGGCGAGAGGGCGCGCGACAAGAGCAGGGACAACAUCCUUCGGAGCCGCAGCAAGGAGACGCUGCUCGACCACAGCCCCAGCAAGAUCAACUGCAAGGGCCAAGAUCAGAGGAAGCUGUCCAAGCAGAACACGUACAUCUUCCAGAACGGACGCAGCCCGCGGACGCAGCAGAAGAAGCAGGAGGCCGACGCCGUCCGCAGACUCAACCGAUCUAUCGAGAACCUGGACUACUCGAGGGUCGCGGACGACAUCAGCCCCGUGCACGAGGCGGAGGAGGACGAGGACGAGGAGGCGCACUACACCGAGAUCUGCGAGUACAUCCUCAACAGGAAGUCCCCGCUGAAGAACGAGAGGCCGGGGCGCCAGCGGUCCGCCGACAAAGAGAACGGGACUCGCAGGGCAACAGGGCGCGGCCCGGAGAACAACCUGAGCUUCACUCUUCUCAAGAAAGACAUCGGAGGAUACUACGUCAAGAUCCCGGGCUUCGAGGUGCCGAAGGAGGAGCUGGACCAAGGGUUCUCGCCGGAGCCCAGCAAAGGAAGCGACUCGCUGUGCUGAUCACCAAGGAGGCUGAUGCUUCUGUUGGCGGGGACGUCAGGUGUGCUACGGGAAAUUCCUUAUCAGAGCACGAGUUGUGUGAACCAAGGACAGAUAGCCAAAUGAUGGCAACGAGAUGGAAAAAAUAACUUAUUCAGAGACAACACUGAGUAAUAGGUGACUCGAAAAGUGGUAAAUAUAUAUAUAUAUAUAUAUAUAUAUAUAUAUAUAUAUAUAUAUAUAUAUAUAUAUAUAUCUGUGUGUGUGUGUGUACACCGAAUCGUGCAAUUUAGCGAUGAAAAAGUGAUAAUGUUGGAUUCCAAGAGUCCUUAGUGGCAGGAACUUUCGAGUGUGAAAACUAUAUUUUUUCCUCAAUGGUGCUCACAACACUCAGUCUAACUCCGACUUACUGGCAAAUAAAUCAGUGGUAGUCGAAUCUUUCACGGCUGCCAGAGGGUCGUUAUUUUCGCCCCUUAGUUCGGUACAACGGUUGAAAGUAUUACUGUAUUUCUAUAAAGGCAUCAAGACAUGGAAGAGCGGCGUGCUUUGUUUGUGAAAUGUGGAAGGAUAUCUGACUGAUACUAGUAGUAUUUUUUCCAAUAAAAAUAAUCAUGAAACAUUUCGAAAACUGUGUAUGAUUGCGAAAUUCGUCUAGUCACUGGUAUUGUUUUUGUUAACCUUUUCGUUAUUUCUGGCUUAAAUUUGCUAGCAAAAAUACUAGCAAAAUACGUUCAUAAAUUGAAGCUGCUGAAAAAGUAGAUUAGUACCUGCUAUCAUUCCCAUGAUACCCAGCAUGAAUCACAUGCAAAACGUGGGUUCAGUGUAUUCUAAAGAGAAGCAUCUAAAGUAUUGGGGAAGGUACUUUUAUGGUUAUGUUGUAUGAUAAUCAGUAUGUUUAUUGGCAUCGCUUGCUGAUAUACGGAAAAUAUAUUUUUUUUCUCAUUGUGAAUGCCAAUUGACUGAAGAUGACUUGCCAGUGUAUUUUAUAUUGAGAAACUGGCGUAUUAAAGCUUAUGUUUGAUCUUGUAUGUGUACGAAUGUUACGGUGAAAGUCCGAUGUUUUUAAUAACACGACGCUGUUAUACAGCUUGUAUUUGAUGCCCAAGAGUAUAAUUCUUGGGCCGUAUAACUGACUGAUAACUUUUUGUACAGUAUUACUCAUAUAUAUGAGGAGCAUGUAUUUUGUGUACUUUUAUAUACAUAAAGACUGUCACAUAAUGCAGGAUUCCAGUCGUGUACAGCAAUAUACCAAUUGUGUACUUUCCAAUAAUUAUAAACGUGAAUAAAUUCACAUUUCUUUAAAAUUGCAUUUAAUAAAUAAAAAGCUGGGAGAAGACGUCAAGUUCAAAUGACAUUUCUUAGAAUAUUUGAAACUCACUGUGUUAAUUCUGUUAAAAUUUGGUAUGAAACAUAUUGUAAAAUUAAUACAUAUCAGUGUUUAAAUUAAAUUCUCUUUAAAAAUA